Molecule: messenger RNA, 607 nt
Organism: Gossypium arboreum
Lineage: Eukaryota; Viridiplantae; Streptophyta; Magnoliopsida; Malvales; Malvaceae
Exons: 3
Coding region: 154-402 (82 amino acids)
Source: RefSeq, a predicted model, not a curated record
AAUAAUUUUUUUCACCCCCCUGUUCAAUUUAUGUUUUGGUCCCUCGUUGCUUUAUUUUCAUCACUUAAAUUCUCUCUUAUCCACCCUUUUAUAUACCAUUACCCCCUUCUCAACCAAUAACUUAUAUUAUUCAUCAUCUUCUUCUUCAUUUCCAUGGAGUUUACUAUCAUCAAAUCUAGACCCAUCUCCAUUCUUUUGCUUCUUCUUCUCUUACUUUCCAUACCCUAUUUUUCAACAGGUAGCUUCGAUGUUUCAGAAAAAGAAGUUUAUGAGAUUGAUUAUAGAGGUCCAGAAACACACACUUCGAUCCCUCCGCCUGGUCAUGGCCACCGCAGUUCGGUUCACCAACAAACUGAUUUACCAACUCAUAAAGUAAGAAGUGGAAAUAAAAUUCAUGGGUGAAUUAAGAAAGUUUUGAAUUUAUUGGGUUUUUUAAAGUUUUGCUGUAGUUUAUAUAUAGCUAUUUAGUUUUCUAGAUUUGAAUAUCAUAUGUGAGAAAUUUGAGAUAUUUAUUUAAAUCUGUAACAUAGACUUUAAAUUGUAAAUUUGGAUGGUGUGAUUUUGUAUCUAUCUAUAUAUAUAAGAUUUAGAGUUUGAUUAAAUGAAA